AUGGGCCUGGCCCCUGAGGUGCUGCCCCCAGUGUCAGCCGAGGUUGGGGAGCACUCCCUCCUCAUCAGCACCAAGGGCGUGGGCAUCUGCCUGCAGAGCGCGGGCCCAGCCGGGUCCACCUCUGAUGCUCUGGGAGCCGCAAGGAUGUGGCCAGCCCUGGGCGGGAUCGGACCAUCCCUGUGUGGGGUCAGGAACUGCUGGUGCCGGGGUGGGCGUCCGGGGCAGGCCCCGCUCACCGAUGAGGAGCCAACUUCAAAAGCCUCGUCUGCCUGCCGUCCAGGGAAGCCUCGUUGGCCGGGUUUGGAGCCGGACCUGGAGCGGCAGCUGCACUCCCCACCUGAGGACCCCAGGGUCAUGUCUGAGGCCCGCUGGCGGGACCUGGCCCUGGGUGCUCUUCACGGGCCUUCCCGGCAGCGGCAGCGGCGGGGGGAGGGAGUCUCCCUCUUGGAGCUGGGGCCACCCUGUCCUCAUGGGUUGGACUGGCCUGAGCCUCGGGCCCUGGGGCCCCCCAGGCCCGCGCUCUGGGCGCUCCUGCUGGCGGUGCUGGGGGCUGCACCGGGCCGGGCCAGGCUCGGCGCCUGCAGCGUCCCCGACGUGCUCCACCACUACCGCGCGGUCAUCUUCGAGGACCUGCAGGCCGCGGUGAGGUGGACCGGGCCGGGCUCCAGACAGCUCCAUUUCAUUCAGAAAAACCUGACUGGAGCCGCGGCCUCCCGAUGGCGGAGCCGGGUGGGCGCCUCCUGUGGCGCCCAUAAGGAGCACAGUAUUCUCCUGUCCAUCGUGGCCCUGGGUCGGACCCUACGUGGGGCGGUGGCCGGGGGCCGCCGCGGGGCUCUGGAAAAGGCGGCUUGGACCGUGGCCGUGCGCACCGAGGCGGUGAUGCGGCGCCACUGCCGGACGCUGCGCCAGCGGAGCCGGCGGCCCGAGACGCGCCCUCUUCGGCGUCGGGGCGGCCGGAGGCGGCUCCUGCUGCGCGCCCUGGACGCCGUCGCCACCUGCUGGGAGAAGCUCUUCGCGCUGCGCGCCGCGGCCACCGAGGGCUCCUAAGCGCCCCGAGCGCGCGGGGCUGGGAAAGGGUCUUGCGGCCCGGCCCC
Molecule: messenger RNA, 1094 nt
Organism: Mesoplodon densirostris (Blainville's beaked whale)
Lineage: Eukaryota; Metazoa; Chordata; Mammalia; Artiodactyla; Ziphiidae
Gene: C16H20orf204
Product: chromosome 16 C20orf204 homolog
Exons: 7
Coding region: 1-1047 (348 amino acids)
Source: RefSeq, a predicted model, not a curated record